This is a messenger RNA of Aphidius gifuensis, 8174 nucleotides long. Its product is annotated as mucin-3A-like. The record is from RefSeq and is a predicted model, not a curated record. NCBI's taxonomy places the organism in Eukaryota, Metazoa, Arthropoda, Insecta, Hymenoptera, Braconidae. The transcript is spliced from 17 exons. The coding region runs from base 54 to 7853 and encodes 2599 amino acids.
UUUUUUUGUGAUUUUUGAUAUGCGAAAUUUGGAUUAGAAAAAUAUAAUCAAGAAUGGCUAGGUGGUUUUGGUGGUUUGCGGCAACAUUAGUGGUGACACUUUUAUUUGUCGGAGGUGAUUGCUUACGUAAGCCAGUCAAUGAAAAUGUUGAAGGUCAUGAUACGACAAUCCAAAGUCGAGGUGGUUCACGAUUUAAUAUGAAGGUUGAAAAAAAAAUUGUUACGACCCCCGUGCCUUUCACCACUUUAACGAGGUCAACUCGUCGGGGUACAACUCGUCGUGAAAUCCCACGGGCAUCAUCUGAUAAAAAUCACUCAACCACCCUGAAAAAUCACGCUGACCAUGAUAAAAAUAUCGGAUCAAUAAAAAUCGAUAAAUUAACUGGUACCUCAAGUAGAAGGACAGAAUCAUUGAGAAAGAAUGGACAAUUGAGACGUGAAUCAUUGGUAAAUGAUUUGACAAAAGCAGCUACAGAAGAUAGAAGAUAUCUUCCUGAAGUCGAUGAUAAACGUCCGAUUAAAUUUCAGGAUGAAACGAAUCUUGAGACACCAGUUGAACUUUCACCGAAUGAUCGAGUCAAUCAAAGAGGACGUUUGACAUCUAGGGGUUUUAAUUCAAAAAAUAUUGAAAGACGUUCUGACAGUGUAGAAUUUAAGAGAGCGGAAAAUUCUCAAACAAUUGUACCAGCUGAUGAUUUAAAACAGCGUAGUAAAUUUAUGUCUAGAAAAAGCUCAUUUGUCGAAUCACAAAUACCCAGGGAGGCUAUCAAUCGAGCCACAGAAAAUCCUAGAAAUUCAAAAAAACGUUUUACAGAACGUGGCACUGAAAAACAAGAUUCGUUGGAUUUAAAAUUAGAAAGUUCUAGUAAAAAAGCUGAUUUUACACAAAAAAAAUCAGCAGAAAGAUUACGUGGUUCUUUGAGAGAAAAAAUUUCGACAACUUUAUCACCAAGGGUCAAUAGAAGAGGUUCAACUGAAUCAAAGAAUAUCAGUAGUCAGUCGAGAGAAACGAGAACCGAGUCAAGAUACAAUAAUGACAGAAAAAAACCAGAACAAAGUACACAAAAUAUACAGCCAUCAAGAAAAUCAGAAACACCUAGAAAAAUGGAAAAAUUAAAAAAACAAGAAAUAACACAAAAAUCAAGUGAAAAUAAUAAAAUUAAAUCUGAUGUAAAAUUUGUAACUGAUGAAUUAUCAACAGUUGCUGUUGAGAGGGUCAUGACAACUACUGAAGCUCAAAUUUUCACGACAGUUUUGCCAACAGUUCGUACAAAAACAUCAUUAAAAGAUGAAUUACCUGGUAGAAAUUUAAAGCUUCGAAGUCGCAAAGUAGCAGCUGAUGUUCAUUCAACAACCCCAGUUGCUCAAAGAGCACAAUUAACCCAGACGAGAAAAAAUUAUGAAUUAACAAUGUCACGUCGUUUACCCUCCACUAACAGCCCAUCAAGAUCAUCAACAACAUCAUCAACAACAAUAAACACAGUAACUCCAUCAACUACAACAGAGCCGCAGUCAACAAGUGGUGCUAGAAAUAUCAAACACUCCAACAAAACUUCAGUGACACUGAAGGCUGAUCGAGAGCUUGAUGAAACUGAAAAUUAUCCACCAGAAUUUAAAGAAAAAUUAGCACAAUUGAAAUCCUCAGACACAAAGAACCUAUCAUCAAAAACUUCUGUACAAGUUAACGAAGAUAAUAACAUGCUGAUGUUAAUUCGUCAUUUACGUUCCACUGAAAAUCAAAAUUCAAAGGAUGAUAAUUUAUCAGAUGAAUCUCUUUCAAUUAAAAAUCGUACAAAGUCAUUUGUGGAAUCAAAUAACCAGGAUAUUUCCUAUGGUCUCAGACAACGGCUACUUGAUGUCAGCAGUUCUUCAAGGUCACAAGUAAAUCUGACAAAUGCUAGAAAAGUCAUUGAACCUCAAGAAAAGAGAGAAGAGCCAACGAAAAUUAAUUCAUCAGGAGCAACACGACAAACAGGUAGAUCAUCAGAGCUUGCAAUAAAAGCUCUACAAUCUAAAUCAUCUGAAGCAUUUGGUUUAAAUGAACCCAAGACAAUUAAAGGACCCACCAGAUUUGGUACAUCAAGACCAUCUUCAACGACAAACAGAGCAUCAGUGACUGUAACUUUCCCAACGAUUGAUAAAAAAAUAACUAGACCUUCAAAAAUAAUUAGCAGAAAAACAGAUAGAUUAGUUGAGCCACAUAAAAUAAAUAGUAUGAUAAAAUAUAAAACUGAAAAUAGUGAAAUUGUCAAGACAACUGUUCCAUAUCAGCCACUAACACCAACAAAAGAAACAAUGACACGAUCUGUUCAACCCAUUGAAAAAGAAUCAUCGACAACAACAACAACAACAACAAAGCGUUCUGUUUCAACUGUUAGACCAGUUCGUCCAUGGAAUGUUGAGUAUAUAGAUAGAAAUUGGCAAGAACCAACAACAAGAUCAAGUGUACCAGUUAAAAAAUUAGAUUUUAUGACAACAAAAAGACCAAAAGCUUGGAAUUUACGUGAUACAACUGAACAAUCAAGUAUUAAAUCGACCACAACACAAUCAUCCUUCACAUCAAUAAAUAAAAAUCCAAGAUGGAAAGCAAGUACUUUUAAUUAUGAACAGACAACAGUUACAUCACCUCGCAAUUUAGCAUUGCAUGUUCAGCGUCGUGAAUUUCGACCAAGGACUUCAACAUACAGGCGUCAUUCAGGACUUCCAGUAGUUGAAAAUUUAAUUGGAAUAAAAGAUAGUUCAAGUGUUUCUAUUACUCCAAAAAUACCAAACUAUAAUUCAUCAGAUAAAACAGAAAAUAUGACACAUCGAUCAACGAGACAAGAGCCUGCUAUUGAAGUUUCAAAUUCAACAAUCAGCAAUAGCACUAGCAAUGAUACAUCAGGAAUAUCACUGACUAGUAGAGGCAGUAGUGGCAAUUCAGAUUCAAAUAUAUUUAAUCCCUCCAAGUCAACAUAUCUUAUAAGUUCAAAUGCAAGUUUGCUGGAACAAUUGAGAAGUACUGUUGCACCAUUGUUAAGUGCACUUGGAAAUAGAACUCCAAUUUUCAGUGGAUCUUAUAGUAAUGUUCAUAAUUCAAAUUCACAGUCACGAUCAACACCAAGUGGUGCUCCACCAAGGUUUAGCGCAAGAUAUCGAGGCGCUGAAUUAUUUGUAAGAAAACCAAAUAGUCUUGAUUCUUCAGGACCAUCUUCAACAAAUCCUUUUGAAUCAACAGAGGAUACCCUCAGAUCUCCAGAUAUUGCAAUAUCAAGUCCCGGUGAGCCGAAAGUGAUAACAUUUUACCAAGCCCUGGAAUCUGCUAGUAUAACUAAUGAAAUUGACCAAACAACGGACAAUGUUAAAAAAUUCCAAGACAUUGUUCAGGUAGAACCAAUUGAAAACACCGUUAUCCAAUCUAAUGUUACAAAUAAUGCUAAUAAUGACACUACCAGAAUACUAGAAAAAAAUUUAGAUCAAGUAAUGAAAAUGGCUACUAGUUUAAAUGGGGUAGAGGAGUCCCAAGACCCUGUUAACGAGUCCACCACUAUGCCUACUAUUGACGACAUGCCUGUCACCCAAACAAAUGUCAUUGAGACCCCAAUUGAAAGCACUGUUAUGCCUCAAAGUGUCCUGAAUCGCGAACCCAGCACCACUUUUGUUUUUAACCCUACAGAAGAUAUGGAAACAACGGCUAGUAAUGCUGAAUCAACGACAACUUUGGCUUCUAAUGAUGUCAGCAAUGGAAUGAUGAAUGAUUUACUAGAAAUGAUUGAUGAAUUACCAGAAAUGAUUGAUGAAUUACCAGAAAUGAUUGAUGAAUUACCGGACAUGAUGUUGACUACGAUGGAAACUUUAACUACCACUGAAAAUCAGGCUUCUUUCAAUUUAUCAGAAUCACUACAAAACUCCACUGAGAACACUGAUACUGCUUCUGUUUUUACGACAAUUAUUCCUGAAAUUUUAAUGACUGAGUCUACAACAAUAAGUUCUCAAUCAAAUGAUGAAAUUAUAAAAAAUUUUUCAACCACUGCUGUACCUUCAACUUCAACAAUUGAAAUAACACACUCAGAAUUAAUAAUACCAACGUUAAAAAGUCUUGCUCAAUUUACAGAAGCACCCUCAACAACUCAGGUAAUUUAUGAAGCAAUGGAAAAUAUCACAACUGCACCGUCGUUCAGUACAGUGACUGCUGAUCCAGAUUUUUCAACAACCACUAUAAUACCGGAAAUUUCAAGCACGUUUGAAUAUUCAAAUUCAAAUGAAUCAUUAGUAGAUUCAACGACUGAUCUCCCAGGCUCAUUUGACAAUGAAUUACUUACUAUGAUAAAUCGUCUAAUGACACUUCUCAUUCGCGAUAACACAACUUAUUUACAAAACAUUCAACAACAAUCUAAAAUUGAGCUGGAAAAUGCUGGUCGAUUGUUGGGUGGCUUUUUGGAUAACACCAGUAGAAAUAUAACAUUAGAUAUAGAUAAUUCAAAACUUAGUGAUAUUCUUGAUUCAAUAAGAAAUAAAAAUACUUCUGACAUGGAUUUGUCAUCUCAGUCAAUGCAAUCGUUGAUGACUGAAUCAGCAACGAUGGCUCUAGAGAUGCAAACAAUGUUUCCAAGUGAUACCCUAAUUUUUGAAACAACUACGCCUAAUACUAAUUCUACCAUUAACAAAACCAGCAUAAUUGAUCCAGUGCUUUUAACAACAUCAGUGCCAGAAAUAUUAAAAAAAUCCAGCCCAGAGAAUGAAGAACCCAGUGUAAUUACGAUUCCAGAAUUAACAACUAAUCCCCAAACAAUGACUUUAAAUUCAACAACCCCUGAUACUAUUUUAUUAACAGUUGACCUUGAUAUGCUUGCUGGUUUACAGAAUAGCACACCAGUAAUCACUGAAACGACAGCAGGUAUCGACGUUCAAUCUACCACAACAAUUUCCCCGACUGAAAAUACCCCAAUGCUCACAACAACCCAACAAAUGUCCUCCACAAGUCCACAAAUGUCCUCCACAAGUCCAGAUACUCCAAGACCCGAAAUCACAAGUGAAAAUCCAAUGAACGAGACAACAGUUUCUUCUGUGAAGUCAUCAAAUACCAGUUCAACAACAAAUGCACCAACAACUCAGUAUACAGGACGUUUUGGUGGCUCCAGAAUAACUCCAGCACCAAGAUUCAGUUCAAGUUCAUCAACCCGUCAACCCCUUAGAGAUUAUCAUGUUUAUGGAAUUUAUCCAAAUAAAACUAUUGUUCGAAAACGGCCAGAAGAUAAUUUAAUUGACGCAAGGAAUGUUGAUAGUCCUUAUGUAAUUUUUGGCAUUUAUCCAGAUGGAAAAUUGGUCCGAAAAUAUCCAAAUGGAACGGUAAUACCGGAUCCGCCAAUUGUACCGGUGGAAAUUGUAUUUACGCUUAGCACAUCUACCACAAGCACUACCACUAACAGGCCCUUAUUUAAUGAGCAGUUAAUUAAUCAAUCUAACAAAAUUUUGAAUAAUCAAAAUGACACGUUAUUAAAUAAUCAAACGGCGGUUGAUGUACUUAAAAAUCCCAGAGGCCAAACAGACGAUAAUCCCAGCCAGCUAAAUAUUGGACUGUCUAGUAACGCUCUCCGGCCUAACGGCAACGGGCCCAAUCAAACCAAUGGUCCCGUUUUAUUAUCCACUGCCGAUAAUACCAGUAACCAGUCUAUCAUCACAAAAAUGACUGAAGUUGUGUCGGAUAUGGAAAUGAAAUCAUCAAUGUUGAGUACAACAGAAAAAAUGGAAAAUAUAUUGACAACGCCUGGGCCACCGACAGCAGCAACACCCUCAAGCGUCACAUCACAGGGUGGUCGUAUUAUUCAGGACGGAGAAAGGGACAAGGCCAGCAGGACUAAAGAGGCCGGAGGUCAACGCAGCACCGUGUACAUUGGACAGGAGAAGUUCAUUGACUACUGGACAGACGAUCCACCCGGUAAUAAUUCGCGAGUCAUUAGUGUGAAAAUAAAUUCUGUAACAAAAGCAAUAAAUGGCUUGCCUCCAUCAUCAAAUCAAGAAAUUAUUGAAAAUAUUCAAAAUACAACAUCAUCAAGUAAACCAUGGAAUGAUCCACUUGAUCAAAUUUUUGGAAUUCCAAAAAAUUCAUCAUCAAAUGUCAGUGACGAGCCGGUUCCAUCGAGAUCUUCGAUCACUGAGAGUUCCAUAAAUUCAUUCUCGGGGGUCCUCACCCCCAUGUUGAACGACGCGCAGUUAGUCAGAGACACUUUGAUCACGACCACCACUGGUGAACCAAGUGUCUCUACCACAGACACUACGACAUCACCAACAACAACAACAACAACAACGACGACCACUACUACCAGUACCACACCACCACCAACAACAACUACCACCAUGAGCCCACGACCAACGACAUCAACAACAACAACAACAACAACAACAGCAACGAGUUUUGUUCCAAGUACUUUUUCGUCGACAAUGAGCACUACAUCUACUACCCCCUCAACCAAGCCAUCCACCACAACAAAUAUUCCCAUGCAAACACCAUUUGGCACGACAUUUGAUGAUUUGGCUUUUUUAAAUUCAUUGCUACAACCAAAUGAAUAUUUAGCAUCAGCCAGCUCGACAUCGAAAUCUUUGACUGAAGUUGAACAGCUGUUAGCUAACAAGAUAUUAUCAUUGGCUCUUGCAAAACCAGGACCAUCACGUUCUGCAAAAGCAAUUCAGCCAUCAAAUUCCGAGCCAAAUUCAUUGGAUCUAUUGUCAAGUAUUGAUGAAUCAUCACAGCCAAUUAUCAUUGAUUUAUUACAAACAACAUCGAGAAAUUUUCCACCAGCAAGUACAACUACUAGUAAAUCUGUUACAUGGAAACCUGUGGCUACUGUUGCUUCAACUAAAAAAAUAACUGAAGCAGCAUUGACAACAAGGCCAACAAUGACUACAACAACUCCAAAGGUUUGGACAGGUUUUCCUACUCAUCCACCAACAACAAAACCUACAACAACAUCAACAACAACACAAAAAGUUUGGACCGGUUUUCCAACUCAUCCACCAAAAUCUGCGUCAACUACAACAUCAACAACUAUUACAACAACAAUGCCAACAACAACAAAGCUUUCAUCAACAAAAAAACCAAUAAUAAAAUCAGUUCAAAAACAAAAACCAACUGAAGCUCCGUUUAGAUUUGGUGCUGGUUUAUUAAAAGCAUUAUUUGGAAGAAAUAUUUUUGCUCCUCAAACAACACAAAGACCUGCUUUAACAAGACAACCAGUAAAAACUACACAAAAGCCAAUUUUAUCAACAACAACAACAGCUUCACCUGAAGAAGAUGCUAAAUUUUUAGUUGAAUUAUUAAAUGAAGCAGAUAAAAAAGGUAAAGAUGGUAAAAAAAGCCAAUCACCAUUAACAUCUAGUGAUGAGAGUUUUCUUCGUUCAAUUUUGAAUGGUCAAGCUAAAGUUAAAACACCUUCUUCCUCAUCAAGCACAUCUGGUAAUGCUGCAUUAAUUGCUGAGCUUUUAAAAUCUCAAGGUAUUGAACCAUCAACACCAGCCAAUCAACUUCGUGAACAACUUCAAUCAAUUAGUCAAACAGGUAGUACAUCAAGACCAAGGCCAAUACCAACAAAACCAAAACAAAUAACAGUAAAAAAUCGAAUACCAAGCUCAACUUAUCCAUCUCCUUUAUUUAGUAAUUUUAAUUUUGGCUUUAAUGGACAACGUCAAAUAAAUUCUGAAGACAAUAAUGGUGGUAGUGGUGGUGGUGGUGUUAGAAAUCAAAUGUUGAAUGCUGCUCUUGGAGCAACUCGUGUGUUUAGUCAAUUUCUUGGUGCUGCAAUAACGGGAGCAGCUAAACAAUUUCAAUCAUUUGUUAAAAAUAGUACGAGAGUUGUUGUUGAUGGAGCAACUGUCUGAUCAGCUUGUUUAAAAAUUUUACUGACAUAAUUUAUAUAUUUCUCUAUUCCAUCGAUACAUUUGAUCUUGCGCACGUUCCAGUGAUCCUGAUGUCAUCCUGAUCUUAUCUGAUUUGCAACAUGGUUUGUAUUAUUCUCAUAGCAAAAAAAAAAAAAAAUAAUUACUCGUCAUUUCAGUUUCUUGUAACGACACUGUAUUUCUAAGUACUCGUUGUAUCCCGGAAAAAUCAUAAACAAGUCGUCUAGUGAACAUGUACCUCAUUUGCAUCAUACAAAAGUUUUUUUUUUUUUUUUCUAUCGAUGUAUUUUUUUUUCUAUCGAA